Molecule: messenger RNA, 2803 nt
Organism: Monomorium pharaonis (pharaoh ant)
Lineage: Eukaryota; Metazoa; Arthropoda; Insecta; Hymenoptera; Formicidae
Product: phenoloxidase-activating factor 2
Exons: 6
Coding region: 119-1468 (449 amino acids)
Biological process (GO): proteolysis
Molecular function (GO): serine-type endopeptidase activity
Source: RefSeq, a predicted model, not a curated record
CACGAUUCUCCACUCUCAGACCCGAACUAAUUGAACAUCGCGGCUCCAAGUGGAAGGUGCUCGUUUGCUGUUUGUUGUGUGUUUCCUUCUGACCACCCAAGAGUCCUUGGCGCAAACCAUGUGGCGACUGGUUUCCGCGCUGACCUUGGUCGGCGUAACUCUGGUGACGGCAUUGCCGCAACUCAAGCAGGAGCCUGGCAGCCUCGGCGCUCUCGUCGAUGAGGUGUUCGGCACCCCUAAGACGAACUCUCAGACGACGACCCCUCAGUCGGUGCCUCAGAUAGACGGUGAUCUCGAGAAGCUCAUCGGCGAAGUCUUCGGUAGCGGCGGCGGCGGCGGAAACGUCAGCACCACUACUCCCGGAAGUGUCAUUCUCGGCACCCAGAAUCAAACGCCCUCGAAACCUGACGACUGCGAAUGCGUGCCUUAUUACCAGUGCAAAGAAGGAAAAAUCUUGGACAAUGGAAUCGGCAUCAUUGAUAUCAGGUCCGAUUUUGGUGAUAAGGAAAAUAAGGAUAACGCGACGUCCCCGAAAGCUCCUGGGCCUUGCGAGAACUACUUGGAUGUUUGCUGCAAAGGACCGGAUAUACAGCCACCAUCCACGCCUCCGCCGAACGGUAGGACCGGUUGUGGACAACGACAUCCUCAAGGAGUUGGCUUCAGGAUCACCGGCGACACCGAUAACGAGGCCCAAUUCGGCGAGUUUCCCUGGAUGGUGGCUAUUUUGAAGGAACAGACCAUCGGCAAUGAUCAGAAAUUGAAUGUUUAUCAAUGCGGCGGAGCUCUUAUCCACAGACAGGCUGUUCUUACUGCGGCACACUGCGUCAAUGGAAAGCAGCCACACGAGUUGAAAAUUCGCGCGGGAGAAUGGGAUACGCAAACGAAGAACGAGAUCUAUCCGCAUCAAGACCGCGAGGUCGAGAGAGUCGUGGUUCACGAAGGCUUCCAUUCGGGUGCGCUCUACAACGAUUACGCUAUCCUGAUCCUAAAGACCCCAGUCGAUUUCGCGGAGAACGUUGACAUUGCGUGUCUAGCGGAAAUAAAUGCGAACUUCGACGGAUCGAGAUGCUUCGCCAGUGGAUGGGGAAAAGAUGUAUUUGGUAAAGAAGGACGUUAUCAAGUGAUCUUAAAGAGGGUGGAGCUACCUAUGGUAAACCACAGAACGUGUCAGGACAUUAUGCGUACUACCAGGCUGGGAAGAUACUUCGUUCUAGACAGAAGUUUUGUCUGCGCGGGUGGAGAACAAGGAAAAGAUACCUGCAAUGGCGACGGUGGAAGUCCCCUGGUAUGCCCGUUAAGGGAAGAUCCGUCGAGAUACGUUCAAGUUGGCAUUGUAGCAUGGGGACUUGGUUGUGGCGAGGGCGGCACUCCCGGCGUUUACGCUAACAUAGCUCACGGUCGUCGGUGGAUCGACGAACAAAUGGCCUACUAUAAUCUGGACAACAGUGUCUAUCAAUAUCCCAAUUGAUCGUUCGUAUCCGACGUGACAUUAUGAACCACGCAAAUUUCUUUUUAAUUUUAGUAGAACAUUUAUCAUCGAUUGCGUUCAUAUAUGAGUAUUGCAUUUUUUUUACAUCAAAUAAAUCUACGCUGAGAACAAAUGUGAUAUUUGGCAAGCUAAUGAGACCCGCAUUAUUUUAUAUUCGUAAUUUGAAUUAUGCUUUCGAAAGUGAUUAUGGAUUUACAUGUGAUGAAAAAACGAAUAGAAGUAAUUGUCAAUAAAAAUCAAUAUAUUGCAUUUAUAUACGGCGAAUAAACGAAUAAUUUUUUUAAAAAAGAGAAACAAUUAAAUUUAUUUCUCAGUAAAAACCCUUGGUAAAACUUUAGAAGUGCGUUUCUCUAAUUGAUCUAUUGAUUUGGUAAAUUGUAAAAUGCAAUGUUUCCUAUUCUUUUAUGAAGAUAAUCUUUAAAUUCAUAUGCUUAAUAUGAUAAAAUUUAUUCCAUACUUGAUAAAAUUGAUUUAUGAAAAAUAUUUACAUUAUAAUUUAUUGAAAUUUAAUAUUAUUAAGAGAUCAAAACUUUCUAAUAGAUUGGUAAAUUGUAAAAUGCAAUGUUUCCUAUUCUUUUAUAAAGAUGAUCUUUAAAUUCAUAUGCUUAAUAUGAUAAAAUUUAUUCCAUACUUGAUAAAAUUUAUGAAAAACAUUUACAAUAAUUUAUUGAAAUUUAAUAUUAUUAAGAGAUCGACACUUUCUAAUAGAUUGGUUGAGAAAGAUAGAUCAAUCUCUGAUAAUCUUUUUCUGAUAACUGCCAUUUACUACAUUUAUAUCUAUUGAAUCUCUAUUUAUAUUCAGACAUAGAGUUUCCAACAAAACUUCUCUUUUUAGAUGACUAUAAAUUGAGAUAAUAAACAUAAUUCAAGGUAUCAUUAUAAAUCAAAUCAUAUUUGUAGAAUUUCACAAUCGGAUCUCGGAUAUGCAAGAUUAAUUAAAAACACAAUUAAAGAUAUUAUAAUUCUGAUGUUUAACAAUAGACUAAACUUUAAGAGAUUUUGUUUUCGUGAUUAAUAAAUAUUUUGAAUUAAUUGAGAAGAUAAAAUAUUAUAUAUAAUAUUAAUAUAUAAAUAUUAUGACAAUAAUCCUAAUUUGUAUCUACUGUUUAGUACAUUUUUCACAAGCAUAAAGCAUUACUAAAUGUAAUAAUAUGUACAUAUGUUACCAGUUUAUAAUUAAAACUAAUGACUAUAUUUUACAAACUUUUUUUGCACUUUUGCAUUAUCACAUUCUACAUAUAUCUUGCAUAAUCAUCUUAUAUCAUGUUAUUUUCUUAAAAACGUCAAUAAAUAAAACAUUGUUUCCGCAAUAAA